AAAUUGAGAAGUUGCUAUAAAAAGCCUUGAGGAUAACUCCAAACUUCAGAUUCCACCGUUCUAUUGAGCUGCAGACAAGUUUUUAAAGUUAGAAGAAAUUGAUAUUCAUUACUCUUCAAGGAAAAGAAAUUUCCUGACAAAAGAAAAUGAAUAAGUCAGCAAGUUUGAUUACUUGUGGUCUGUUGGUGUUUCUUGCUUUGCAUUUCGUCGUUGGUUCCCGCAAGGUUUGUGGCAUAUUUAUAUAUUCAAAAACGCAGUAACGCUAUUUUUUAUGUUUUUAAAUAUUUAUACGUGGUUUCUGCAUUUUUUCGUUCGUGAACUACAGGAAAAGGAUGCCAAAUUUAAAGUCCGCAUAAACGAAAAUGGAACGCGUUUUAGUGAAAAGGUAAAAAUCAAUGAAAAAGAAAACACUGUGCGUUUUGUGGUACCAAAACACAAUGAUUUUGAUCGCUCUGAAGUGCUGAACGAAUUCAAUCUGGUAAGCAAACAAAUUAAUGUGCAUGCUCUGCAUGUGUGCUGUGUUUAAUAUUUUCUCUUUGCAAUAGUGAAAGAUAUAAAAUCUGUAAUUUGUAAAGUUUACUGUGCUAUAAUUUUUUACAGAACUUAACAAUCACUCGCUUACCUGAUGUGGGGGUAUGUUACAUCAAACCUCUGGACAAAAGCCUACCAAGCCCCAGAAAAAUGAAAUCUGACAUGAAAUACGUAAGUAAAAUUAAUUUUCUUGGUGUUGAAAAACACUUGUGCAUGACUGUAUAAUUGUGGUGAAUGGCAAAUGCCUAAAUACGGCCAUUUUUUUCCACAAUAUUAAUUAAGUAACUGCGCUGCAUGGUUCAUUUUGCUACAGUAUCAAGAAUCCGUCGCUAUUCAAAGACAAACCUGAACAAGGAAUUAAGGCUUCUAAACAACUAAUCAUAUAGGCUAUUGAAUUAAGUCAUUAACAUUCAACCUAAUGUAUCAUAUUUUUUCACAUAAAUACUGCUAUACCGAUGUAUAACCUACAAUCAUGGCCAAAGGAGUUAAUAUAAAAUCGAUAGACAUUUUAGGAAAAUACAAUCAAAUUACUUCAUACAGCCCCCCCCCCCUCCCCCACCCAAUGUUGCCAUGAUUUACCUCUUACUUUAAACGUAGUUCAACAACAUUGUGUUGGGGGAAGGGGGGAUGUUUUAGACAAAAUACAGGAAUUAAACUACAAUUUAAACUCUCACAGAGAUAAAUUAAAAUUUAUUAACAAGUUAUGUCCGCGAUUGUAGUUUAUCCUGCAUGAUGGUGACUGAAAUAUAUUCCUUAAUGAAUACAAGAAUGUUCUCGAUUUUUAUUUUAUCUUUUUUAAAAUACUCAAAAAAUGUGCUAAUGAGAAUUUGCAAUAUUUUAAUAACUAUAUUCAAGCGUGACUGUAUUGGCAUACUUUAAACAGCAAAAGGAUGAUUCUAUAUAAUUAUUUAAUUUAGGUGAAACGUAUGCGAACUCAAAUUUCAAAACCGGAAACAGUGGUGACCACCUCUGAAUGGACCCCUGAUAAAAAACUGGAACCUAAACAGUUACAUCCUACAGUAGUCAAAUUUUGUGCUGGUCUUCCUGUUUACCGUUUGAAAGAGAUUACUAAAGACAACUGGGAAAUUGAAGAGAACAAAAAAUCUGACAACGGUAUAUUAUACAUGCACAUGCAUCAUAAUAAUAUCAAAAGAGGGGUUAAAUCUUUUCUUUCAUGCGGUCAAACCAGGGCAUGCAUUUUUUAACUAUAUGGGGAAUUUGCCCCAAUAGACCCUUUGCUUGCCCCAGUAGUGAAGUAUGGGAAUACUAAUUAGCGUAUGAAAUUAAUAUGCAAUAUUUCACACCUAAUAAGACACGACCUGCAAGUUUAUGAAACGGCUUCAAACACGACUACAAACUCAAUAGAUAUACUGCCUUAUUAGUAUUCUUUAUAUAAAGAAUGCUAAUUAGGAGUGUUUUAUCAAGUUUAAAACCACUACACGUGACAUAUUAUGAUUACAUGAUUUUCCAAUCAAGCUCAUGAAUUAUUAGUGAAUGUUUGAAUUGCUUUUAAACUUUGCCAUUUAUAAAGAACACCUUUAUAUGAAUGAUAAUGGCUUAAGGCAAAAAUUAUAAAGAUUGCAGAAACAUUGCCAUUGGGCAUUUCUCUUAGUUUUCAUCAUUUCGAAAAUCAUAGACAAAAUCCAGAACCUUUUUUAAUAUACAAGCUCCUUUCUUGCCCCCCCCCCCCUCUUACGGAUCACAUUUUGCCCUUCCCCCAGGAAGACGGACAUUUCGGUCGCUAAUUAAUAUUUCUUUUCCCCAAAUUGUUGAAAAAAAUGUUCGGACAUACCAUUUUUCACUAUGUAACUUACCGAAUUUUGUACAAUUUUUCAGUAGUAUUUUUGUACUAUGAUUUUCAGUAAUUUUUUGCUGAAUUACAUUUUUUAAUAAUAGUUUUGUUUGUUCGAACACCACAUAAAUUUAUUACUGCAAAGCUUUCGAUCCGUAAGCCCGGAUCUUCAUCAGUGCUAAUAAUUCUGCAUGUAAUUUAUGUACAUAUUUUUGGCCCGACGAACGUGUCGUUAAAAUUGCCCGACAAAAUUGCAAUAUUACAACAUUGGAGUGUCGCCCCCACCUUCCCCAGGUGCUACACCCCUGGCUAAAGUAAAUAAAGAUGAUUAGUUUAUCACAUAUAAAACCACCAACGCGGGGCAGUAAUUUCUUUUCUAUUUCCCUUAUAAAUUAUUGAGUUUUUUAAAAUAUUUAUAUAAAUACAAAAAAGUUGUAGAUAGGAAUUUUUCCUUACAAUUUAUAUUAUGAAUUAUAUCUAUCAAAACCAUUGUAUACUUAUUUUGCCGUUUUAAACUGUAGAUACGACAACUAGAACUAAACGUCGAUCGUAUUAUGACGUGUGCGGCAAUCAACAGAAUAGAGUUCUACCAUGUCCUGAUAAUACUUGGCGGUUGAUAUGCUAUUAUGCCAAUGUGGGACGAAGUUGCGUGUACUGGGUUAAGUGUCGUCAUCCGGGCUAUGGGUAUUCUACAAGUGUAAGUGUAAAUUCAAGAUGUACUUUCCAUCAUAACCGAAGUUCAACAAGAUGCUGCAAAUUCGCGUGCCCGUGGUGGUAUGGGUAAAAGAUGUCGUAGACAGUAGAAAAACGCGAUUACUCAGAUUUAGUAAUUGACAUCGUAGUUUUAGAAUAGUAUACUUGCGAUGUAGCUCAAAACCGAAAUAAAGAUUAAGCAAACGAAUUGGAA
Paramuricea clavata is the source of this 3230-nucleotide messenger RNA. The record is from the annotation of a GenBank genome assembly. Lineage: Eukaryota; Metazoa; Cnidaria; Anthozoa; Malacalcyonacea; Plexauridae.